GACGACCAAGGGCUCCCUGCUGUGCCCCCACGUGGUAAGGACAGGAUUCUGUAUCUAGCAUCUCUCACAGCCAUAGGUGCUCAGGCACUGAGUGCAGAGUUAAAGCUGUUAGCGGGGCACUGCCGGCCACCAGACCACAGGCAAAGGAUCCUGAGGCAGCUACAGCCUCGAAAUAUUUUAAGAUGGCAGCCUAGGCUAAGCUUGCCUUUUUCAAAUAGCCCGGCGUCACUUUGCCAGAAUCUGCCAACUUCUCCGAAAGUCAAGGUAGAAAAAAAGUCACUAUGCUACUUUGUCCAAACUGAAGUCGCUUGGAUCAUUACACCUCCAUCUGCUGCUGGCACUGUAUAGAACCUGACCUCUGGGAGCUUUUAAUGAAAAUUAAUUUUCUAGCCACAUAGGGGCAAAUGCCAGUUGGCCCCUGGGCCAGGCAGCUUGCUGGAAAGAGGUGCUUUCGGCUGGCCACCGGUGCGCGGGGACCACACUCACAAACCGCAUUCCGGUCUUCCCGCCCGCAAAAUCCGCGCUGUGCGAGGGACCCACAAGGGUCUGAAAGGGACCCGCCUCACUUGGAAACGGGGCUGCGGUAGCCACAACCCUCCGGUAGCGGUAGCGUAACCCCUUUCGGUGAUCCAGCCGCCCAGCGCAACGGGUACAAAGAACCCCACUGGCUAAGGCCGACCUACCAGGGCUUGGGGGAGGGGAGCGGAAGGCAGAGGUCGAAACGACCUGUCCAGCAGAAAACUAUCCCCGAGCAUAUUCCAACCACUUCUCCGCAGAGCUCAUUCCUUCCGCGCAUACGAAGGGCGCCAAUCCUUCCUGUAUCCCUCCCACAGAUACCGGGUGACUACUGCUUUUGCGCCCAAAGCGCAGUGCCCUGGCUCAGCUCCCUACGGUAGCGACCUCCACCGCAGAUUCUCAUCUCCUCGCUACCGUAAGAGAGAUGUAAAGAAUCAGACGGGUUACGCGCUCAGGCACCCUCAUGAAGCUGAGGACCUGGGCUUUCAACUCAUUCAGUAUUAGUAAAAGAGCGCCGAGCACGGGCCUAUUAUGCCAAAGCUUCUGAAAGGGGCACCACGUUUUUUGCUCUAUGGGGCAGAUGACCCCUCCCUAAUUUCGGUUUUCCAUCCAUCCCCAAGGUAGGCUCUGGAGUGGCACCGGAGACUGAGCUCAAAUUUGCAGGCCAGGGACUGGGGAGAAGGGCGCCACACUAAGAGACCUGCACCCCCAUCCUCGCCCUGUACUCUACCCAGAGUCAUGGUACCCCUCCAUUUUAAAGCAAAAUCCAAAAGCAAGCACGGCGGAAUCUUCUGGAAGGGGGCUAAGAUGGAACUCAGGAGGCGGGGGUCGGUAUGGAAAGAGCAGAUGGAUUAUUUUUUUCCUCUCCUGGCGAAUGAGGAGCGCCCCCAGCCACCCCUCCUCAUAAACACCCCCCAAGGCGCGCAUGCGCACUUAGGUGGCGGGCGGGUACUUAAGGCGCGGCCACCGCGGCUGCGGCAGUGCGCCCAACAGCGGACUCCGAGACCAGCGGAUCUCCGCAAACCCUCUUUCUCUACCACCCACCUACCACUCUUGGAACCAUGGCGGCAGUGGCGGCAGCCUCGGCUGAACUGCUCAUCAUCGGCUGGUACAUCUUCCGCGUGCUGCUGCAGGUGUUCAGGUACUCCCUGCAGAAGCUGGCGUACACGGUGUCGCGGACCGGGCGGCAGGUGUUGGGGGAGCGCAGGCAGCGAGCCCCCAACUGAGGCCCCAGCUCCCAGCCCUGGGCGGCCGUAUCAUCAGGUGCUCCUGUGCAUCUCGACCAGCACGGGAGCCAGUGCCGCGCAGGAAUGUGGGGUCCCCUGUGUUCCCUCGCCAGAGGAGCACUUGGCAAGGUCAGUGAGGGGCCAGUAGACCCCCGGAGAAGCAGUACCGACAAUGAUGAAGAUACCAGAUCCCUUCCCAACCCCUUUGCACCGGUCCCACUAAGGGGCAGCGUCGAGAGUGGAGGGGGGAUAGGGGGAGCAGACCCCUGAGAUCUGGGCAUAGGCACCGCAUUCUGAUCUGGACAAAGUCGGGACAGCACCAUCCCAGCCCCGAAGCCAGGGCCAUGCCAGCAGGCCCUACCAUGGAAAUCAAAACACCACACCAGCCAGCAGAAUGGACAUUCUGACAUCGCCAGCCGAAGCCCUGAAUCUUGGUGCAGCACCAACCGCGUGCCUGUGUGGCGGGACUGGAGGGCACAGUUGAGGAAGGAGGGUGGUUAAGAAAUACAGUGGGGCCCUCUCGCUGUCCCUUGCCCAGGGCACUUGCAUUCCAGCCUUGCUGCAUUUGCUCCCUCGAUUCCCCUUUCCUCCUCACUGCCUCCCAAGCCCAUCCUACUCCAAAAUAAUGUGUCACUUGAUUUGGAACUAUUCAAGCAGUAAAAGUAAAUGAACCCCACCUUUACUAAAACACUUUCUCUGAACCCCCCUUGCCCCUCACUGAUCUUGCUUUUCCCUGGUCUCAUGCAGUUGUGGUCAAUAUUGUGGUAAUCGCUAAUUGUACUGAUUAAGUGUGCAUUAGUUGUGUCUCCCCAGCUAGAUUGUAAGCUCCUGGAGGACAGGGACCACCUCUACAAAAAAUAAAAAAAGUACCUCCCCUGUCUCGCACAGUGUCCCAGGACCCUGCGGUGCAGUGGAGGCGCACCAAAA
This is a messenger RNA of Pongo pygmaeus (Bornean orangutan), 2669 nucleotides long. RefSeq names its product neuronatin (gene NNAT). Gene Ontology annotation, biological process: positive regulation of insulin secretion; brain development. The transcript is spliced from 2 exons. Gene Ontology annotation, cellular component: cytoplasm. NCBI's taxonomy places the organism in Eukaryota, Metazoa, Chordata, Mammalia, Primates, Hominidae. The record is from RefSeq and is a predicted model, not a curated record. The coding region runs from base 1578 to 1742 and encodes 54 amino acids.